GAUUGGACAUCAAUGGGAUGGGACAAACUAGCCAGACGAAAAAAAAAAUUUUUCUAAUGUAAAUGUGGGCAUAUUUAUAUUGCCAAGCCCAAGAUGACAAAAUCUAAACCAAGAAAACGAUAAAACAAAAUGCCUACGAAAUAAUCACAAGAUUUUUGGAGUGGCGUUGUGGGCCCCUGUGAAGUGUUGGAGGAUGGCAACUCGGAAGCAAUUCUGUUCCUACAUGAUAUGAUGGAUGAGGGGAAUUGAGGUUAUUGGACAUGUGGAACAAAGUCCCAAGUCCUGACCAUUCAUUUCCAACAGCGAGGGACAAUCUGUUGUACUUUUGAGUUAAUAACAAAAUGGAAGCUGCAAAAUUAGUUCUGGGUUUAAACUUCUUGCUCAUUUUUCAGUUAAAUUUAGUAGUAUUUGCUGCUGAUGGAUAUAGCAGAAAUGACUUCCCACCGGGCUUUGUUUUCGGUGCAUCAACUUCAGCUUAUCAGUAUGAAGGUGCGGCAAAUGGAGAUGGGAGGACUCCCAGUAUCUGGGAUACUUUUGCUCAUGCUGGGUAUAUGAAUGGAACCAAUGGAGAAAUAGCAUGUGAUGGGUAUCACAAGUACAAGGAAGAUGUUCAACUCAUGGUAGAUACAGGCUUGGAUGCCUACAGAUUUUCCAUUUCAUGGUCAAGACUCAUCCCAAAUGGAAGAGGACCUGUCAAUUUGAAGGGCUUGCAAUAUUACAACAAUCUCAUUAAUGAACUAAUCAGAAAUGGAAUCCAACCACAUGUUACAUUACAUCAUGCUGAUCUUCCACAGGCACUUGAAGAUGAGUAUGGAGGAUGGGUUAAUCGGAAAAUUGUGAGAGAUUUUACAGCUUAUGCAGAUGUAUGCUUCAGAGAGUUUGGUGAUAGGGUUCUACAUUGGACUACUCUAAAUGAGGCCAAUGUGUUUGUUUUAGGAGGCUAUGACCUCGGAUUUCUGCCACCUCAACGAUGCUCUGCCUCUCUUCCAUUUAAUUGUUCAAAAGGCAACUCAUCAACCGAGCCAUAUAUGGCGGCUCAUAAUAUGUUAUUAGCGCAUGCAGCAGUGGCAAAGCUAUACAAGGAAAACUAUCAGGACAAUCAAUAUGGACUUAUAGGGCUGAACCUCUUCAGCUAUUGGUAUGUUCCUUUAACAAACACAACAGAAGACAUAAUUGCAGCUGAGAGGGCCAAUGAUAUCUACAUUGGUUGGUUUUUGCAUCCCCUGGUAUACGGAGAUUAUCCUAGCUCUAUGAAGGAGAUUGCUGGUUCAAGGAUGCCAGCCUUCACUAAUUUUGAAUCCAAGCAGAUCAAAGAUUCAUUUGACUUUAUCGGGCUGAACUUCUACCUUACAAUGUCUGUUAAGGACCAGCCUAGCAGCUUACAGAUCGAGCACAGAGAUGUUAUGGCAGAUAUGGGUCUAGAAUUAAUGCGUAUGUCAUCUUCUUUACAAUAUAAUGCAUCAACAUUUGAGUUUCCUAUUGUACCUUGGGGCCUCAAAAGGUUACUAGAGUAUUUCAAGGGCUUUGGAAAUCCUCCUAUUUAUAUCCAUGAAAAUGGUCAAAGGAUGCGACGGAAUUCUUCUUUGGAAGACUGGCCAAGGAUUAAGUAUUUGAAUGCAUACAUUGGAAGUGUGCUUUAUGCCGUAAGGAACGGGUCAGAUACGAGAGGAUAUUUCGCGUGGUCGUUCAUUGAUAUGUUCGAAUUGGUGGGUGGCUAUGAACCAAGCUAUGGCCUAUAUUAUGUAGAUUUGGAUGAUCCGGAUUUAACAAGGUAUCCUAAGCUUUCUGCCCAUUGGUAUUCUGAAUUUUUUAAGGGAAAAAGCAUGGACUUGAUUCAGCUGAAGGAUAAAUCUCUUUUGAAUCCAGAAUUCACACAUUAA
Durio zibethinus is the source of this 1880-nucleotide messenger RNA. NCBI's taxonomy places the organism in Eukaryota, Viridiplantae, Streptophyta, Magnoliopsida, Malvales, Malvaceae. The record is from RefSeq and is a predicted model, not a curated record.